AUGCUGGUCUCUGCGCUCCUUGUUGCUUCGUGCAUUUCCCACGUCAUUGGCAGCGCUUUGCCUAACGACCACAUCGUCGCCGACCUCGUUACGCGCGAAAACCCUGGUGAAGGGAUCCAGAUCAUCAACGAUGAUCCUUGGCUGAAAGAACUCGGGAAUAAACUUAAAAGACGUCAAGAUGGGAAUAAUUUCCCGUACAUCGAAGAAAUACGCAAGCUGCUCAAGAGCGGCUGUCAAAUCCACGGCCAGGCGCCACCAGCAGGGGAAGUCGAUCCUGUUCAAACAGACAAUGAAUGCAAGCUAGGCUGCGGUGGAUAUUGCAAUCCUGGAGCAACCUAUACACACUCUCUUCUCAAGGAGGUCAAGGAGGUCAAAGUCACUAGUAAUCCACAUAUUGAUGAGGUCUUCGAAAACCCAAACGCCGACCCUCUGGACAUUGAGGUCAAAAAAGGAACUGCAGAAACACACGGGUCCACGAAGGGUUGGUCCAUUGGGUUGGAGCUUGGUGGGAACAUUGCUGGGACCCAUGGCCCUCUGAGUGCCGUAUUUUCGGGCCAGCGUACGCAGUUGACGCAGGAGUCAAGAACCGAGACCGUCGAAGUCACCUGGAAGGGCAAAUGCCCCCCUCGCACGGAAUGCCGGGUCAUAACCAUGACCUUUCAACUCACCGUCCAGGGCCUGUGCGACAAUACGGGAUACGUCUACUGCUUGACUGGACACCCAACGAAGAGAGAUAUGUGUGGCAACGACAAAUACAACCUCCUCAAAUGUUUCUGCCCGGAACUGCAGAACAGACUCAACGAACUAUGCCCCCCAGGGCAAAAACCCUGCACGAUUGUCUUCCCACUCACAAAGCCGGAAGGCGGCCUUCGCAGUGUGCAAUUCAUACAAGAAGUCCCUCUCAAAGCUUAA
Messenger RNA from Nannizzia gypsea CBS 118893, 912 nucleotides. RefSeq lists its product as hypothetical. The record is from RefSeq and is a predicted model, not a curated record. The transcript has a single exon. The coding region runs from base 1 to 912 and encodes 303 amino acids. NCBI's taxonomy places the organism in Eukaryota, Fungi, Ascomycota, Eurotiomycetes, Onygenales, Arthrodermataceae.